Molecule: messenger RNA, 10831 nt
Organism: Dreissena polymorpha
Lineage: Eukaryota; Metazoa; Mollusca; Bivalvia; Myida; Dreissenidae
Exons: 32
Coding region: 156-6191 (2011 amino acids)
Biological process (GO): regulation of cilium assembly; centrosome separation; centriole replication
Cellular component (GO): centriole; centrosome
Source: RefSeq, a predicted model, not a curated record
CCCACGAUAACCUCGAUUUGGAAUUUGUUUUCGCAGGUCUGAACAAAUUUGUUAUUGUUUUAAUUUCCAUAAUUGAUCGCGAUAACUUAAACAUCUGAUUUCAACAAAGGUAAAACGUGAGGUCUUGAAUUCUAACAAAGUUGAUGAAACCUUAAAUGACUGAUAUUGCUGCUGAAUCUCCAUCUAAAGUUGGCAACUUUGUCAUCAGUUAUUCAACUGAUGUGCAGUAUAUAGAAGAUGUUGCUUGUGAAACAAUAAAGAACUACUUCAACAACAUAGACAAUAAUCAGUUGGCACAAUACUUUGUUGACCCUGACAAAGCAUUUAUUCCAAGAGCUUUUUCUAACAUAGAAACUCUUGAAAAAGAACCUGCAGAUCAGGAUCAUGUGAAAGCACUGUUUGAUAGAAGUACAAAAAAUCCAUUGAAUAUGGCAAAGAGAUCUGGAAAUGUACCUGGAUCCAGUUUUCAACCAGAUGUUAUAGUGUCCACCUCCCAUCACAGACCUGGUCCUGAUGGAAGUCCAGCCUUGGUGCCGCCCAGUGCACAGGGAUUUGGGGCGUCCAAUCUUAGUGAGACUGGCGAACUCUUCGCACCUGUGCGGACUCUCACCUUUUCUGAUAUCGAUCAGAGCUCGCAGAUUGAGGAUAGUUACGUUAACGAAAGUCGUCUUGUAUCCACGCCAGACAAAAAGGACAAAAACUCUGGUCACUACGAUUAUAGCAAUUUGCUAGACAGACCUUAUGAUCCUGUUGGGAGCUUGAGAAGAAAUAAUGGAAAUAUGAACGGACAACCAGAGGAUUCUAGCGACUCAGAAAAUGCAGAUGAAAGAUUUGGAAGCCAGUCUCCCGAAUUUCGUCAGCUUGAAGGUGAGGCAGAGAAUGAACCACUGACCAAUACUGGUCCUUUCAACCCGUCUAUGCAUGGAUUGAGUAAAGAGUUCAUGGACCAGUUUGUUGGCAAGACUUCUCAUCAGGGCUAUGGGGAUGUGUUUUCUCCUCUGGGCUCAAAUGUGUUUCAUGUAGCUGAAAGAAGAAUGCAGAGUGCAACACCUCCCUUACAUUCUCCUGCACCAAAUAGUCCUUACGCAAAGUACGCAAAAGGUUCACCCGGAAGUAAGUCACCAAGGUCCCCUAAAUAUCAGCAGUCCCCUAGAGGUCAAGGUCAGGGUAGAAGUGAUUACGAUGCAGAUGAAAUACAGUUUGUCAACUCACCUACUAGAAUUGUUCAUCCCUUUAACCGUGAAGUGAUUGGGCAUGGUGCAAACACUGCUAAGUCCUACAGUCAUGGGUAUCUUGGAAAUGCUAGUACGUUACACACAGCUAAGGGGAGAUCAUUCAGCCAUCAAGACGUCAACCAGGACUACUCAUUUCAGCCGAUAGAAAAGCAGCCCACUAGUUCUGCUCCUCGAAACAUUCCCAAAAACUUGAACGAGUACUUUGAUCACCAUGAUCGAGAGCAGGAAGCUAAAGCUGCAAUGUAUCUGAAUAAUUACCAAUUUGAAACAGCAUAUGAAGAUCAGUAUGGUGAUGACCUUGACAUUGAAAGUAGGCAAGGGGACGGGUCUGUGAGUGAUGGAGAUACCGGUGCAUCAAGAGGAACCUUCAACCAUGCAACCAAUCCUGGCAAUGCUCACGAUGGGAGUAUUUCCAUUGAGCCUGGCCAAAAGGGCGUACCAAGGACCCAGGUCUCUGUGAGGCUUCCACAGCCGACGUAUGAUACUCUCUCUGGGGACAUAUCAAAUGGGAAUCACUUUUUGUCUUAUCCUACAAGCCCGCCACCACCUCCUGAUGUUGCUCUGACAGUUCACGAAAUUAAUGAUAAUGAUGCUGACACACAUGAAAAUGGCGCAGCUGGAAACAAGGUCAUGGAUCUUUUACAAAAUCAGUCCUCUGUGGACAGUGGUGAGCAUUAUGAAAGGGAUUCAAAUCCAAAUACAGCUGAUGUUGAUUCAAGUAGUGCUCAUGUUACAUCCGUGAAAACAGCACUUCAUAUGAGCCAGAAGUCUAAGGAUACAGGCCAACCACAGAUGGGGCCUAUCAGUUCUAAUUCAUACUUGGAGUUUCCAACACAGCAACAUCAGUCUUUGGACAACUUUCAGGUGCCCAGUAAGUUGCCUGUCCCCCAGGCUAACAACAGCAGAUCACAGGGUGGCGUUGCUACUGUGGGAAUGAAGCCACAUGAUACUGUACCAAGUCAGGUUAAUUUGUCCCAACCCUUUGUGUCCACUGCUCCAACAAGCGGUGGCAUCAAUUCCCAGGCCGGGGUGUCGUCCAGACUGUUGCAGGAGACUGCCUCACACCGUAGUAAGACAACACAGAAGUAUGUGUCCACCCAGCCACAAGUUGUCCCCAAGACAUCAACAACUUCAGUGAAUGGGAGCAAACCAAACCAAGAAUUCAAAAAGCCUGUGGAUGUUUGUCCCAAGGCAGUAAUCAGCAGUGUACAUGUACCUUCACAAGGGGCAAAGAAAACAUUGGUCAAUGAAACUGCUAAUAAAUUCAAGGUGUCAGAUAGAGCAAAACCAAAGUCUACAUCUAUGGAAACGUUACCACAAAGACAGCAGAAAGGUUCAGUAAAUAAUGCAAACCAGUCAAAAGCAGUUGAACAUGGAGCAAAUGGGACUCAUUUUAGAAGUAGCACGUCAUCUUCAAAUCAGACUGAUAGAUCUAAAAAUCAAGGCCAGCCUAAAGCAACAGAUAAUUCAGCCGGUUACAACGACAGUUUGGAUGAAAAUGUCGAGGCAAGUAGACUGGUUACCCAGGUACAGAAAACCAGUCCAGUCCAUGUACAGGAACAGCAAGAGAGACGGAACCAGUCUAGGGCACCAGGGGACAGCACCCUGGACCUGGCAGGCAUGGAGGAGGUGAGGCAUCAGCUCCAGUCAAUGAUGAGACUCUCCCAGGCUCACAUGUCACCUCAAGAACGCAGCCAAUAUGAGCAUUCUGAUAUACUGGCAGGCUUUGGUGUGGACUUUGGGGACCAGGCUAGAAAUAUGGAUAUGUCUUGGGCACCAAUGAGAAAGCCUGAUGAGGAGAUCCAGGAGACGUUUCCCAGCUUCAGCUCGCAAUACUUCACAGACAGCGGGAACCAUUCACGGUCUGAUUCCUCAGUGCAUGCUGAGAACCAGAGACUGAGAGACAUGCUUGAGAAGGAGAGAUACAGGCGACGGCACUGUGAGCAGUAUAUUCAGCAGCUUAAUGUUAAGUUACUGGAGACCCAGCAGCAGGUGGCGGUCGCUGUGUCGACAGACAAGCGCAAGGACAUCAUGAUAGAACAGCUUGACAAGCAAUUAGCGCGGGUUAUGGAAGGUUGGAAGAAGAGAGAUCAGGAAAAGGAAGAAAUGAUGGAAGAGUUGAGGAAGGAAAAAGAGGAAAUAGAAGAUAAGAUGAUGCAGCAGAAACAGAUGAUAAACAACUUUGAGCAUGAUAUGUCUGAAGCAGUGGAUGCUUUACGCAAGGAGAAGGAAAAGGCUGCACAUGAAAUAGAAGAGCUCAAAGCUAAGCUGCAAGAUGAAGGCCGUAGAUACCAGCACACAGGGGACCUACUGGAAGGGGAACGGGAGAAGGUGGGGCUGCUACAGCAAGAGUGUGAGAGUCUGAGGGAGGGCAGGGAGACCCUCGACAAGAAACUGGACAACAUGCAGAGACGCCUUCACAGGGAGCAGGACGAGUGGUUUCAGAGGGAGCAGGAGUUACUACAGAGGAUUGAGGAGGUCUCAGAUAAAAACACGAAGAUACUACAGUCAGAAAGGGCCAAGAAUGAAGAGCAGGUAAAGUUGGCAGAGGAGAUCAUGGACCAGUAUCAGGAGACCACUAACAGGCUGAAAAAGAUGGAGUUGGAACUGGAUGCUGCACUCAGGGAGAAGGAGAGUGUGAAGGUAGAGAUGAGCAUCAUGGAGGCCAAGUUUGAGAAUGCCCAGCGAGUCCUGGAGGCAGACCUGCACUCCACCAUGGAGAAACAGAUCGCUGAGCAGAUAGCUGAUGUACAAGCACGUCACGAGGUAGUUUUAGACGAGACUCGAGAAAAACAUCGGCAGCAGAUCCUGGACCUUAGUAGGCGCAAUGGGACAGAAAUGGAGAGGCAGCUAGCGGUAUUCAAGGAGGAGGUUGCCAGGAAGGAGGAUGAGUUUAGAAAGCAGUUUCAGGAAAUGGAAACUAGGUUGAUGGAAUACAGAAAUGAAAAUUCAGAACUUAAGCGGUCGAAACAGAGGUUAGAAUCUACCAGACUGGAGAUUUUGACCAAACUUCAGUAUGCGAUGCAGAGCCAGUGGAAUGAGGCUCUAUCUCUACUGUCAGCUACACCUCAGAGGAGGACCACACAGAGCCGUACAGAUGAUGCAGAUGACACAAAUUCAUCUAUUUUGACCACCUCUACAAGCAUCCCAGCUGUGAACUUCUCCCUUCUCACUCCUAGACCACAGCCAGCCAAUCAGGCAUUAGAAUCUCACCAUUCAACCAAUCAAAAGGAGCCACACACUCCCCCAAGGCAGCAGCAUACCAAUCAAAGCCAUGCACACAGUCUGACCAAUCAGAUGUCUCCUACCAUGUCAUCAGCCAUUCACCUCAGUCCUGUGCUGGGGAAAUCAACCAAUCAGGACCAUGGUUCCAUACUGAGUCCUGGCAGGGAAAGUUAUGUUUCCCACUCAACAGAGAAGGAUAGGGAUGAUGCAAACAUCGAAACGGCUGCACUGUCACAUUUGAAACAAUUUCAAGAUUAUCUAAACAGUUUCACAAAGACCCCUGAGUGGAUAUCUAGCAUCAACAGUCAAGCUGAGAUGCAUGGUGGGGGCUCUGUCACUAGCACCCCUAGAUUGCCAUCACCACCCGAGAUAGCUGCACUGCUGUCCACUCAUCUGCAUAAUAUACAGCAUAUGGCACACCACCCAGCAGUCCAAAGCCAAUCAGGCCAGGCCUUUCAUCCAGUGAAGUCUUCAGUAGCCAAUCAAAUGCAAGGUGCAAGACUCUUCAACCAACCAUCACACUCAUUACGAUCAGCCUCCCAACCAAACUCUCUAUUAACCAAUCAGAGAGAGCUUGACCUUUCUCAGCAACAUUCUAGUCUUCCUGCUAGUCUCAACUUCCAGCCAAUCUCAUCCACCAGAUUUCCUGUCAAUCAGACAGAAACUCCACCCCCAAGGAUGAAACCAUCCAAUCAGAUUGAACUUUCUCAUUCAAAUUUGAAUCAAACUGACAUCACUGUGUACAGCGACUUAGUCAAUCAGACUGCAGCUUCAAUGCCUGGGAUGUUGUGGGAUGGAUCUAACAGAGCAGUGCCAAUACGUCCACCUCAGCAGUGUGACGACGCUUAUGCAAAUGAGGAUAAUCAGUCCAUCAUUUCAGGGGUUUCAGUGGGUGUGGCCAGAGGCUACUUCCAGGGCGGUCAGAGUUUCUCCCCGCCCACCAGGCAACACAGAGACAGUGAGAACAAUUCAGUGGACGACCUGACCCAUCAGUCAUACAGACUCAAUGAGGACUACAGUGAUCUGUCCGAGCGAGUCCAGAGGCACGAGUCUCACCAGAAUGAGCUCCAACAUUACAUACAGCUGUUGCUGAACCGUUCUCCAAAUGAAGCAAACACUUCGCAGCAUACCGACUCUGUGUUGUCCCAGGACAAUGAGGACUUAGAUUUGAAUGACACCGCCCAGGCAGCCCAGCUUCAGAGGGAACUGGACCGUAUCCAGGAGUUACGAACCAAGCAGGAGGUCAAACAGGGGUCAGCGGUCAAAGAUGCCCAAACCAGCAAAAUACUGAGCCCAGACCAGAUUGAAGAGGUUACUAAGUUACUCAACCAGGUCAAAGGUCAAGGUCAACUACCUGACACUUCAUUGCCCAGCAACCCCCAGGUGGCUGAGCUGAUAAAACUGUUGUCUCAGGCCCAGCUUGGUAACCAGUCUGUUGCUAGGAAACCUGGGAGACAGCAUGGUAACCAUGGAAACCAUCAUAGGGCCAUUGGGGUGCGCAGAAAUGUGCACUUUAACCCUAGCAAGGGGGCUGAGGGAGGAAAGCAGGAAUCCAAAAAGCCUGACAAGUCCCAGCAGCUGACCCCCAGCGGUGACCCCAAGGUCGCUCAGUUGGCCCCUGCCAAGAAGGUGGAGAGGAAGCUGGCAGGGGCCGUUGUCAAGGGAGAAAAGCCACAGCCUGGGUCAGCCACCAAGGGAGAUAAGUCUCAGAAACCUGCAGCAUGGAAAUAAGAGGGUCAUCAUACUGGGCCUCUAACCAAGGCCCAUAAUUUUAACCUAUAAUUGAGUGGAUUUAUUCCAAUAAAUGUACCUUGUAAAUGCAGGUUUGCAAGCGCCAACUCCUAUCUCUUGACGGAUUUGCAGACCUAACAUGUGGUUGCAUUUUGGGCCAGGUUGAGUGAAGGUCAAGGGCACUGAUGCUAAAUUUAUAUACAAAGUUUUCAUUGAAUAACUUCAGUUAGGAUGGAGAUAAUGUGAGGAAAUGUGCAGGUAGUUUACUGAGGAUAUAGCAAGGGAUUGUAAUUAAAGGGCCAGUGAUGUCAAGGUCACAAUUGCUAAAGAUGGAAAAGAUUCCACUCAAAAAUUAAGUUCGGAUUAAGGUUAAUUAAUUUGGGUUGUAAGUAUUUUUCUGAAAUUUUGCAUGUAGGUAGUUUACGUGCAUACAUAUGUUGGCAUGGCAUGUGGGGUUUGUCAGAUGUUUGUCUCAGUAAUUAAAAAAUAGGAAAAUGAAUUUGGCUCAAUAACAAGAUGGGAUGGAGGUAGUGUGCUGUAAUUUUAUUUGCAAGUAGCUUUCAUGCAGACCUAUGGUGGGACUGCUUUUGUGCCAAGUUGGUCAAAGUAACUGAUGCUAAAAAUAGAAAAACUGUUUCAGCUCGAUAACUUAAGACGUUUUGAUGAAGGUAUUGUGCUGUAAUUUUAUGAAGACCUUGCUCGCUCAGUUAAGUAAAAUAAACUUUAUUUAUUGGAAAAAUGUUAAAGAUGUGACUUCUUUGCAUGGUCACUUCUUGUAAGGGAAGUGAUUAUGAGGUGGGUUGUGGUAUUAAAUCGGUUGUGAAAGGGAGACAUAUUGAAAAUUAUUAUAUAAAUGUCUUUGAAAGACAUUGUCUUUAAAAGAAAAUUUUGUAAAAUUUGUUUAACAUAAGAGUAUUUGUGUUGUAAUAUAUUUUGUGUUCGGUAUUUGUGUUGUAAUAUAUUUUGUGUUCGGUAUUUGUGUAAAGAAAUACUAUGUACACUAUUAACAUUGCAUAUUCAUGUAUUGGACACUUUAAUGGUGUCUUUAAAUAAACAAAUGCAUUAAGAUGUGGAUAAUGUCUUACUAUGUUUAUGUAAAUUAUCUUCUUGCCAUAAUAUUGUAGUGCAUUCAAUUAACAAAUUUAACAAAUUGUAUACACAUGAAGAUAUGUUUUAUUCUUGUGAUUUUUAUGCCCCCGGAUCGAAAGAUCGGGGGUAUAUUGUUUUUGGCCUGUCUGUCUGUCAUUGUGUCAGUCAUUGUGUCAUUGUAUGUGUGUGUCCCAAAACUUUAACCAAAACUUUAACCUUCGUUAAAGUUUGGUCAUAACAUUUUGAAUAUUAAAGAUAGCAACUUCAUAUUUGGCAUGCAUGUGUAUCUCAUAGAGCUGCACAUUUUAAGUGGUGAAAGGUCAAGGUCAUCGUUCAAGGUCAAAUGUCAAAUUUAUGGCUUCAAAGCGGCGCAAUAGGGGGCAUUGUGUUUCUGACAAACACAUCUCUUGUUUGUGCUAGAUCUGAAGUGAGUAAGAAAUCUUAAAUAAGAGUUUUAUGUCAAUUACUUCCCCUGAAUAGUAAGUUGAAACAGAUUGUGCACAUUUACCGGUAUCUCUAAUUUCUCUGCAAUUUAUAAAGUUAUUGGAUUGAGUUUUAUGAUAAUGCUUUUCAAAACUUAUCUUUAUUUAAGGAUAUUAUUGCUAUUUGCUAAAACGAACAUUAAUAUGAGAUAGUAAACGAGUAAUCUCUAUACACAAUGAAAAUCAACAAUAAAAACUGAGGAUUCCAAGGGCAUCCAUGAGAAAGUGUUAAUUUGGGAAUGUCCUAUGCAAAUGUAUUUUUGAGUCUGGAUUUUUAAGUGUGACUAUAAGAUUUUGUCAAAUGUGUAUGAAUUUAUAUUAAAUGUGUAAAAACUUAUUAUAGAUAUAUUUCAAUAUAAAUUAAAAUAAAAGUUAAGAAGAAAAUGUGUCAAAAAAUGCGAAAUAAGCCAGAUAUUUAAUUCUAAAAUAAUGUUUGUACAGUCAAAUUCCCAGCAUGUAUAUCAUGCAUGUACGAUGUGAACCUAAAUUUAGUUUAACGGUUCAUUUUACAUUCCUGCAAGGAUAUCUAUUCAUACGACACACACACACUAACUCAAAAGACGAAUGCUUCGGUUAUUGUCGGAAAAUAUAUACGAAAUAUCUUCGUCACAAUCGGCUUGGGCGCUAAUUUGUAUUUACUGCAUUUUAUGAAAUUCGUCUUAAAUGUAUCAUUUUUUCUUGCCUAUUUUGUGUUAUUGUAACAUAUUUUAUCAAUAUAUUACAAUUUAACACAUAUAAAAAUCUUACAGUCUUGCUUUAAAAAAAUUGCCAAGUUAACAAAAAAGACAUAGAUUCUACUGGUGUGUGUGUCAACUUGCUUGAUUUGUCUUUUCAGCAAUACACUAUUUCACCCAGCUGUUAAAGAGAAGUUUAUUUUCCUCUCUUUGUACUUUAUAAGGGUAUGUUUUAUGUUAGGGAAGUCAGGUUAUACUUAGUCUUGAACUGUAAUAAUCAAUAAAAAGAUCUACUUGUAAAUUAUUUUAUUAUUAAUUUAAUUGACCCAUCGUACGUAUCGAGUGUUUAUUUAAUACUUGCCUGUGGUUUGUAGAGAAAAUAUGUGAUUUAAAAAUUAUCAGUCAGUUUUCCAAACAGUUAAAAGUAACUGUGAAAGCUGUCUAAACAUUUUACUAUGUGACUGUGAAAUUACAACGUUUUUAACCUCAUGAUGUUAUUAUUCCGGUGAAAAUCUAAAGUUAACCCUCUUUAAAAUGGUGGAAAAUCAUUUUUUUUCACAAUAACAAUUUUUGUUUUUCUUUAUUAUCAAUUUCUACCCAUUCAUGAUCAUAGAAAAAAAUUGGUUGAUAAAUGACCAAAAAAAUCACACUUAUAAAAAAGUAUGAAAAAUCUGCCCGAAAUGUUUGUAAGUCCCCUACUGGUGAAACCGGAGGGGACUUAUUGUUUGCGCUUUGUGUGUCUGUGAGUCUGUUAGUCUGUCACACUUGUCUGGAUUCUGCGAUAACUUUAAAAGUUCUUCAUAUUUUUACAUGAAACUUUAAACAUGGACAGAUGGCAAUAUGGAGAUUAUGCACGUCAUUUCAUUUUGUUCCUACGUCAAGAAUUCUGGUUGCUAUGGCAACAAAUAGACUAGAAAUAGCGCUGAAAAUGGUGGAUCCUGCGAUAACUUUCAAAGUUCUUUUUUUUCAUGAAACUUGAAACAUUGACAGAUGACAAUAUGGAGAGGUAAGGGACUUUUAUUGCUUGGCAAUAGUCUUGUUAACAAUAUUUUUUUGUUAUAAAAAAUUGUUUAGCAAUCAUUGUUUAUAUUGUGUGUGCACUUUCCUGUGAUAGUAUUGAUUUAAUUAUAUGCAUCUAUGUAGUUAUUUAUUGAGAUUUUUAUGCCCCCUUCGAAGAAGAGGGGGUAUAUUGCUUUGCACAUGUCGGUCGGUCCGUCCACCAGGUGGUUUCCGGAUGAUAACUCAAGAACGCUUGGACCUAGGAUCAUUAAACUUCAUAGGUACAUUAAUCAUGACUCGCAGAUGACCCCUAUUGAUUUUGAGGGCACUAGGUCAAAGGUCAAGUUCACGGUGACCCAAAAUAGUAAAAUGGUUUCCGGAUGAUAACUCAAGAAGGCUUAGGCCUAUAAUCAUGAAACUUCAUAGGUAGAUUGAUCAUGACUGGCAGAUGACCCCUGUUGAUUUUCAGGUCACUAAGUCAAAGGUCAAGGUCACGGUGACCCGAAAUAGUAAAAUGGUUUCCGGAUGAUAACUCAAGAACACCUAUGCCUAGGAUCAUGAAACUUCAUAGGUACAUUGAUCAUGACUUGCAGAUGACCCCUAAUGAUUUUCAGGUCACUAGGUCAAAGGUCAAGGUUACGGUGACCCAAAAUAGUAAAAUUGUUUCUGGAUGAUAACUCAAGAACACUUAUGCCUAGGAUCAUGAAACUUGAUAGGUAAUUUGAUCAUGACUCGCAGAUGACCCCUAUUGAUUUUGAGGUCACUUGGUCAAAGGUCAAGGUCAUGGUGACCCGAAAUAGUAAAAUGGUUUCCGGAUGAUAACUCAAGAACACUUAUGCCUAGGAUCAUGAAACUUGAUAGGUACAUUGAUCAUGACUCGUAGAUGACCCCUAUCGAUUUUGAGGUCACUAGGUCAAAGGUCAAGUUCACGGUGACCCGAAAUAGUAAAAUGGUUUCCGGAUGAUAACUGAAGAACGCUUAUUCCUAGGAUCAUGAAACUUGAUAGGUAGAUUGAUCAUGACUCGCAGUUGACCCCUAUUGAUUUUCAGGUCACUAGGUCAAAGGUCAAGGUCACGGUGACCCGAAAUAGUAAAAUGGUUUCCGGAUGAUAAUUCAAGAAUGCUUAUGGCUAGGAUCAUGAAACGUCAUAGGUACAUUGAUCAUGACUGGCAGAUGACCCCUAUUGAUUUUCAGGUCACUAGGUCAAAGGUCAAGGUCAAAGUGACAAAAACAUAUUCACACAAUGGCUAUCUAUACAACGGAGAGCCCAUAUGGGGGGGCAUGCAUGUUUUACAAACAGCCCUUGUUAAAUUAGUUUUCAAUCUGUUUUAGACUUACUUUUUUCAUUUCCUUAUGUGCUGAAUAACAAUUUGAUUUAUAAAAUUCCGGAAAAUAA